Messenger RNA from Megalobrama amblycephala (Wuchang bream), 1513 nucleotides. It is a transcript of the gene hsd11b1la, whose product is annotated as hydroxysteroid (11-beta) dehydrogenase 1-like a. Gene Ontology annotation, molecular function: oxidoreductase activity. The transcript has 6 exons. Gene Ontology annotation, cellular component: intracellular membrane-bounded organelle. NCBI's taxonomy places the organism in Eukaryota, Metazoa, Chordata, Actinopteri, Cypriniformes, Xenocyprididae. The record is from RefSeq and is a predicted model, not a curated record. The coding region runs from base 208 to 1068 and encodes 286 amino acids.
UAGAACAUACAAUGUGCGUUUAUUGCUCUGAAGAUUACGCUUAAAUCGCUUUGUACUUUGGUUUGGCUCCGCCUGUCUGACAAAAGUAGGAAUUAUACGAUCCGGUUCUGCAGGUUCUUUGGUUAUGUAGACUGACUUUUGACAGUUGAUCGUAUAAGUUCACGUUUCUGUAAGCUUUGCUGCCGCAUCCUCCACAGUUUUACUCAAAUGAAGCUGUAUGCCAAGUUACUGUGCAGCUUAAGCGUCGCUUUCAUUGCGGUUCGAUGGAGUGCUUCGCCGUUUAAUGAGGAGUCUUUGAAAGGUGCCCGGGUGCUGGUGACCGGUGCCAGCACUGGCAUCGGUGAGCAGUUGGCGUACCACUACGCCCGUUUAGGAGCUCAACUCAUUAUCACGGCGAGGAGAGGAAAUGUCCUAGAAGAGGUUGUGCGCAAGUGUCAGGAAAUGGGGGCUCAAAGGGCCUUUUUCAUGCCUGCAGACAUGGCGAUCCCCUCCGAUGCCGAGCGUGUGGUACAGUACACCAUCGAACAGCUCGGGGGGCUGGAUUUCCUGGUUCUGAACCACAUCGGGCCCAGUCCAUACGGAAUGUGGAAUGGAGACGUGGAGCACACGCGAUGGCUGCUAGAGGUGAAUUUUCUCAGUUACCUACAGAUGGCUCAGAAAGCUUUGCCGACUCUUGAAAAGAGUAAAGGAUCGAUAGUUGUUGUUUCCUCCCUUCUAGGAAAACUAUGCGGCCCCUUCGCUUUGCCGUAUGCCGCAACUAAGUUUGCACUCAACGGUUUCUUUGGAGGCCUCCAGCAUGAGCUAGCAAUGCAAAAAAGCAAUGUAUCCAUAACCAUGUGCAUACUUGGACUGAUCGACACAGAUAGCGCUAUGGAGAAAAUCAAAGGUUACAUCAAUAUGACCGCCUACCCUGCACAUGAUGCCGCCCGGCACAUCAUCGAAGCUGGAGCAUCUCGACAGUCUGAGACUUUUUACCCCUGGUACACCUACUACGCCUGUCUCUUCAGGGAUUGGUUCCCCUACUUCAGAGAUCAGGCGAUUCAAAACUCCUACACAUAUAAUCCAUAAGUUAGUAUGGAACUAAUUACUGAAAGCUUACAGUUCCCUUGAAAUCUAUUUGUGGAGCAGAGCAUUAGCGGUUAGUGCAUGUGCUCUGACACAACAAGCCCUCGGGGGUUGCAGUUGUUGAACACCAAACAUUUUAUGUUUUAAACAAAUUUUAAAGGUUGACUAAAGUGAUUUAUAGUACACCAUCAAUGAAUUAUUGCUGCUACGAGGUUUAAAAAAGUUUAAACCUUGUUCAUUUUACUAUGUCCACAACUGUAUGCACAUUUUUGGAAGAAACUCUUAAGUAAUUGUUUGUAAAAUCUGAAAUCAUUAACAUUUUUCCUCUAUGACUGCAAAGCACUGUGAACUUACCUCAUGUUUUCUUAUCAGUGACUUACUAUCUACCUGACCUAUUGCUGAUGCUUAUAUUUGGUAUCAGACUUGACAAUAAAGACGUUCCACUAAA